AUGGAACUCUUCUUCCUUUCCCUCUUCCUUCUACCUCUCUCCAUUGCACUCACCUUUUGCUUCCUAAUCUACAAAAACAAAGACCAUGCCACCGAUCUAAACCUCCCACCCGGAAGCUAUGGAUGGCCCAUCAUUGGUGAAACACUCGACUUCCUUGGGUCGGGCCAAAACGGAACACCCGAAAGCUUUGUUCAAGAUAGGAUGAACAAGUACUCCGACCAAAUCUUCAAGACUGCCCUUCUCCUAGAGCCAACAGCCGUCUUUUGCGGCCCCAACGGUCACAAAUUCCUUUUCUCCAAUGAGAACAAGCUUGUUGUGUCUUCAUGGCCUGGUUCGGUGCGGAACCUCUUACAAUCAUCCAUCAUCAACAAAUUAGGCGAUGAGGCGAAGCAGACCCGUAAAUUGCUUAUGGCAUUUCUCAAGCCCGAAGCUCUACAGGGGUAUGUUCGGACCAUGGAUGCAGUCACGCGGCGGCAUAUGGAGACUGAAUGGGAAAGCAAGAGAGAGGUGACGGUCUUCCCUCUUGUAAAGAUGUACACCUUUUCUUUGGCAUGCUGUCUCUUCGCAAGCAUCGAAGACAUGGACCAUAUUUCAAAGCUUGCAGAUCUAUUCAAUAUCUUGUUGAAGGGGCUCGUAGUAUUGCCAUUGAAUUUCCCUGGGACGACUUAUUACUGGGCCAAUAAAGCGGCAGAUGCAAUUCGUGGAGAGCUUCGGGCAAUGGUCGAACGGAGGAGAACGGCUUUGGGGGAGAAUACUGCUUCGCCAAACCAAGAUCUAUUAUCACAUUUACUUGUUACAGCCGAUGAGAACGGGCGGUUUAUGCCAGAGAAGGAGGUGGUUGAUAACAUACUAGCAUUGUUUUUUGGUGGUCAUGACACUACCAACUGUGCUGUAGCAUUUCUCAUGAAGUAUCUUGCAGAAAUGCCCAACAUCUACUAUGGGAUUUUGAGAGAGCAAAGAGAAAUUGCAGCAUCGAAGGGACCCAAAGAUCAUCUAGAUUGGGAGGGCAUACAAAAGAUGAAAUACUCAUGGAAUGUUGCAAAUGAAGUAAUGAGACUCGCACCGCCGGUUCAAGGAAAUUUCAGAAAGUCCAUAUCGGACUUCACCUACGCUGGUUCCCGUGUACCAAAAGGGUGGAAGUUUUAUUGGAGUGUGAAUUCAACACACAAGAACCCCAAUUACUUCCCAGAUCCAGAGAAAUUUGAUCCGUCGAGGUUCGAAGGGGACGGUCCUACACCUUACACGUUCGUCCCAUUCGGAGGUGGCCCGCGAAUGUGCCCGGGGAAAGAGUAUGCUCGUUUGGAAAUACUUGUGUUUUUGCACAAUGUGGUGAAACGGUUCAAAUGGGAAGCAGUUUUCCCUGAUGAGAAGAUCACUGUCGAUCCGUUGCCGGCGCCGGUGAAAGGGCUUCCUGUUCGCCUCCAACCUCAUCUAUCAUAG
Molecule: messenger RNA, 1440 nt
Organism: Magnolia sinica
Lineage: Eukaryota; Viridiplantae; Streptophyta; Magnoliopsida; Magnoliales; Magnoliaceae
Product: beta-amyrin 28-monooxygenase-like
Exons: 3
Coding region: 1-1440 (479 amino acids)
Biological process (GO): sterol metabolic process
Molecular function (GO): heme binding; oxidoreductase activity, acting on paired donors, with incorporation or reduction of molecular oxygen; iron ion binding
Source: RefSeq, a predicted model, not a curated record